AUGAUGGAGGACUACAUAUCAGUGAGUGAUGACUCAUCACAUGUUUCACUACUAAAAGAUUGUGGUCACGGAGCCGAGAAGAUGACUACAAAAACUGCAGCAAGUACGAUGGCGUUACACCAAUCGACGUCCUCAUUUCCAUAUUCAGCGACAUCCCUAACAAACACCACUACAACAGAAAUCCCGACAACUACACUACCACCUAGCACAACGAAAUCGACGUCGGCAACCCAAACAAGCACCAUUACAGCAGAGACGCUUACAACUGCAUCGGUCGCUUCGACAAGCACACUACCAUCUAGCACAACGAACAUCGACGUCGGCAACCCAAACAAGCACCACUACAACAGAAACUUCGACAACUACACCGCUCGCAUCGACAAGCACACUACCACCUAG
Cooperia oncophora is the source of this 399-nucleotide messenger RNA. The record is from the annotation of a GenBank genome assembly. NCBI's taxonomy places the organism in Eukaryota, Metazoa, Nematoda, Chromadorea, Rhabditida, Trichostrongylidae.